Phasianus colchicus (ring-necked pheasant) is the source of this 3042-nucleotide messenger RNA. It is a transcript of the gene TRMT44, whose product is annotated as tRNA methyltransferase 44 homolog. Gene Ontology annotation, biological process: tRNA methylation. NCBI's taxonomy places the organism in Eukaryota, Metazoa, Chordata, Aves, Galliformes, Phasianidae. The record is from RefSeq and is a predicted model, not a curated record. Gene Ontology annotation, molecular function: tRNA (uridine) methyltransferase activity; metal ion binding.
AGAGUUGCUCCAGCCCUCUGAUCAUCUUUGUGCACCUCCUCUGCACCCACUCCAACAGCUCCACAUCUUUAUUGUGCUGGUUGCCCCUGGCCUGGACGCAGUACUCAGAUAAACCUCACAAGAGCAAAGUAGAGACAAUCUUUCUGCCCUGCUAGACUCUCCCUUUUUGACUCAGCACAGUAUACCACUGGCCUUCCAGGCUGCAAGAGCACACUGCCAGCUUUUUGCUCAUCAGAACCCCUAAGUCAUUCCUUGCAGGGCUGCUCUCAAUGACUGCUUCUCCCAGUCUGUACUUGUAUUUGGGACUGCCCUGACCCAGGUGCAAGGAAUUGCACAUUGCCUUGUUGAAUCUCAUUAGGUUCACACCGGACCACUUUUUAAGCUGUCCAGGUCCCUCUGGCUGGCCUCCUUUCCAUCUAUGGUGCCAACUGCACCAUUCAAUUCACCACCAGCAACAAACCUGCUCAGGGUACGUUCAAUUCCGUCACCCAUGUCAUUGUUAAAGAUGUCAAAGAGCACCGGUCCCAAGAUGGACCGCUGGGAAACACUGCUCGGCCUCCACUUACACACAGAGCCACUGACCACGACUCUCUGGCUGCGACCACCCGACCAAACCCUUUCUCCACCUAAUAGCAUCUCCCGCAUCUCUCCAAUUAAGAGGUGAGGUUUGGCAGGACCACGCCAAACACCUCGCACAAGUCCAGCCGACUGACAGCUAAUUACAGGAGUGCACGGACGCGCCGUUUACCUCCGCUCGCCGCCGUCUCCGCCUGGGGAAGUGACGGCAGCAGCCUGCGACGCUCCGCCUCCUCCUCCUCCUCCUCCUGCCGGCCAUGGUGCUGCUGCGUACGGCGGCGGUGCGGGGCGGCGGUGCGGUGCUGCCCCGCGGCUUCUGGGCGGCGGUGCGCGUGUGGCUGGAGAAGCCGCAGGUGGCCAACAGGCGGCUGUGCGGCGCCGCCGUCGAGGCGGAGGGCGCGGUGCUGCUCGGGGAGGACGGAGAUACGUCUCUCCAUCUCGGGAGCGGCGAGGAGCCGGCGGAGGCUGCGGAGCUUGGCCGGCUCUGGAGGGAGGUGCGCGGGGAGCUGCUGCCUUUCCUCGCGGCCGGGCCAGGUCGGGAGCUGCGUGCUGUGCUGAGAGCUCUGCUGCCCCGGGCGCGGCCCGCAGGGCUUCUCGCCCCGCCGGUGAAGGAGCUGGUGGUGCAAGAUGUUUGCAAUGGAACUGUAACCUUCCUGCCUUUGGAGGAAAACAGUGAAGGAAAAUACCAAAUUAAAAAAUGCAAUAUAUAUCAAAUUCAACUUACACACGUAAGAGAUGAGGAAUGGUCUGUGUCUAUUAUAGUUCCAUCUUCAAAAGAUUGGUUUUCAGAUGGAAUAACAUACCCCAAACUAUCAUGGCUUGGAGAUGUACUUUUGUCCAAACUGGCUAAGUGGUCUGUGGAGCAAAAAUGCAGUGAGUUCAGAAGUACGCUGUCACUCAUUCCUGUAGCAAAAUACAGCAAGGUUUAUCAAGACCUUAAAGAAAAAUACAAGGAGAUGGUAAAGGUAUGGCCUGAAGUGACGGAUCCUGAGAAGUUUGUUUAUGAAGAUGUUGCCAUUGCCACUUAUUUGCUGGUUCUCUGGGAAGAAGAGAGAAAGGAAAAAGGAUUGGCCAAGAAACAGUCAUUUGUAGAUCUGGGAUGUGGAAAUGGUCUGCUGGUGCAUAUUCUUAGCAAUGAAGGGCACUUAGGUCGAGGAAUUGACUUGAGGAGAAGAAAAAUAUGGGACAUGUAUGGACCAGAAACUCAUUUAGAGGAGUCUUCUAUCGUGCCAGGUGACAGUCAUCUCUUUCCAGAUACUGACUGGCUGAUAGGAAACCAUUCAGAUGAAUUAACUCCAUGGAUACCUGUGAUUGCUGCCAGGUCUUCCUAUUCAUGUAGGUACUUUGUGCUGCCAUGUUGCUUCUUCGAUUUCCAUGGAAAAUACAGCCGAAGACAAAGCAAGAAGACUCAGUACAGAGAAUAUCUUGAUUUUGUUGCUGAAGUGGGACGUGUCUGUGGUUUUCAUGUGGAAGAAGACUGCCUUAGAAUUCCAUCAACAAAAAGGGUGUGCCUUAUUGGAAGAAACAGGAUCUAUUCACCUACAGAACAUUCUUUGAUGGAUGAGCAGAUAACACAGUUUAUUCGUAAUCGUCAGACCUGUGCUGUGGUUACACGUGACAGAGAAGAUGGAUUUAAUGAUAAUGAUCACUCUGUGUGCAAAGGAGCAAGCUCAGAGCUCCCUGAAAAUGUGAUGGAGACUGCUACUGGAAUUUGGAUGCCUGGAUUUCAACCCAGAGAAAAAGUAGAACAAACUAGAAAUUGUGCUGCCCUCCCUCGGGAUUUUGUAGAUGGUGUUGUUCUGAAUGUGGCAAACUUGCUGUUAAAUGCAGUCCCUGCAAAAUCAUGUUCUAAUACGCAUGGUGGAAAUAAGAAUACCUGGAAUCAAGGAGAAAGCCUUUCCUUGAAAGAAGUAGCAGAACAUUUAAAUAAGGAGACUUUAAAGAGGCUGAAAAGUGAAUAUGGAGGCCUGCAAACACUGCUCAAGAACAAUCAUCAAGUAUUUGAAGUUUUAGAUGGGAGAGUUCAUAUUCGUGACUGGAGAAAAGAGAAGCCGUCAAGGAAAACUAAGCCUGAAGUAAAACGAUGCCUUUCAGCUGAAGCAUUUAAAACACGUCUCUGUUGGUUUUUCAUUCAUCAUCCUGACGGUUGUUCUUUGCCUUCUGAAUCUUGUCCAUAUGCUCAUGGGACUGAGGAGCUAAGACAGUCUGAGACUAUUAAAAAGAAAAAACAUAUACGAUGAUAAAAUGCUGCCACUUAUGUUGUAGCUUGUGUACGUGUGUUUGACUGACUUUGGGACUGUUUAGUGCAUGAGAACCUGCAAAAUUUGGAGGCUUCUCUUCUUGUUCCAAUCUAUUUUAUUUUUCUAGUUAGUUUACAAGUUCUCCUAUAUUUUACUUUCUGUACCAUUGAUAUGAAAAGAUUAUAGUAAAAUAUGUGUAUAUUUCUGGAUUUUGUUUGUUUUUCUU